GAGGUUAACUUUUGACGUUGUGAUUUGAGGUUAAGUGAUAAAAAAUAUAAACAAAGCAUUCCUAAUCCUAAUUUCAUACUCAAACUCAAAUAAAAACUCAAUCAUGGGCCAAGGAAAAAGCCAAUUUACAGAAGAAGAAUUGCAAGACUACCAGGACUUGACAUAUUUCACUAAACGGGAAGUUUUAUAUGCACACCAAAAGUUCAAAUCCUUAGCUCCAGAGAAAGUGGGGCAUUCAAAAAAUGCCAAGCUUCCAAUGAAUAAAGUACUACAAUAUCCUGAAUUAAGUGUGAAUCCAUUCGGUGAUAGAAUAUGCAAAGUUUUUAGUUCUAGUCAUGAUGGAGAUUGUACAUUUGAAGAUUUUCUGGACAUGAUGUCCGUACUGAGUGAUGCAGCACCAAAAUCUGUAAAAGCAGAACAUGCUUUCAGAAUAUUCGACUUUGAUGGAGAUGACAUGCUUGGUGUUUCUGAUCUCAAGAAUGUUAUAGAAAGAUUAAUUGGCAAGAAUCAUUUGAAUGAAUCUGAAACUCAAUUUUUGAUAGAUAAUAUUCUUGAAGAAGCAGAUUUAGACGACGAUGGAGCUCUCUCUUUUGCAGAAUUUGAACAUAUAAUAGAUAGAUCUUCUGAUUUCAUGAGUGUUUUCAGAAUAAGGCUAUAGGACCUUCAACCUGAAUCUCAGUCUUCUCAGAGCUAGUCAUAGAGCAUGCUAUUUACUUAAAAUUAGACUUUUAUAUGGUGUUUUCACCUGUUUUGUGAUAUGAUUUUAAUAAAAAUUAUUAAAAU
Coccinella septempunctata (seven-spotted ladybird) is the source of this 783-nucleotide messenger RNA. RefSeq names its product calcium and integrin-binding protein 1-like. The coding region runs from base 104 to 658 and encodes 184 amino acids. NCBI's taxonomy places the organism in Eukaryota, Metazoa, Arthropoda, Insecta, Coleoptera, Coccinellidae. The transcript is spliced from 5 exons. Gene Ontology annotation, molecular function: calcium ion binding. The record is from RefSeq and is a predicted model, not a curated record.